Messenger RNA from Euleptes europaea (tarantolino), 968 nucleotides. It is a transcript of the gene PLSCR3, whose product is annotated as phospholipid scramblase 3. Gene Ontology annotation, cellular component: plasma membrane. Gene Ontology annotation, molecular function: phospholipid scramblase activity. Lineage: Eukaryota; Metazoa; Chordata; Lepidosauria; Squamata; Sphaerodactylidae. Gene Ontology annotation, biological process: plasma membrane phospholipid scrambling. The record is from RefSeq and is a predicted model, not a curated record. Bases 14 to 952 code for a protein of 312 amino acids. The transcript has 7 exons.
GGGGUCUUCCAACAUGGCAGCUCCAGGGUACCCUGGUCCUCAGCCCGGCUAUCCUGCCCCUUCCCCCCCCUACCCCGUGCCGCAGCCACAUCCCGCCCCGACGGCACCCAGCCCAGGCUUCAGCGUCUAUCCGGCUCCCAUGGCGGGGCAUGGAGUUCCCCCGCAGCCUCCCCCGCGUGGAUAUCGGGAGCAUGCCGCGACGCCUCAGCACCACCAGCAAGCGCCAGACCCCCACGCCACCAUCGCCCCUUACAUGCCUGUCAGUGCCAGCAUCCCUCCUGGCUUGGAGUAUCUCAUGCAGGUUGACCAAAUUUUGAUACACCAGAAGGUGGAACUUGUGGAAGCGUUCAUCGGCUUUGAGGGGAACAACAAGUACGAGGUCCUCAACAGUCUGGGCCAGCAGAUCUUCCACGCAGAGGAGCAGAACGACUGCUGCACCCGCAACUGUUGUGGCUCCCUGCGCCGCUUCUCGAUGAGGGUGGAGGACCCCGCGGGGCGUGAGGUCUUGCGCAUCGUGCGCCCCCUGAAGUGCGUCAGCUGCUGGUUCCCAUGCUGCCUUCAAGAGCUGGAAGUGCAGAGUCCUCCUGGCAUCACCAUUGGGCACGUGGUCCAGACGUGGCACCCCUUCACGCCCAAGUUCUCCAUCCAGAACGCCGAUAAAGAGACGGUCCUGCGUGUUUUGGGGCCCUGCUUCGCCUUCAGCUGUGGCGGGGACGUCAACUUCGAGGUGAAGACGCUGGACGAGUCGCGCGGCGUGGGGCGGAUCAGCAAGCAGUGGAGCGGUCUUCUCAAGGAGGUCUUCACCGACACAGACAACUUCGGGAUCCAGUUCCCCAUGGACCUGGAUGUGAAGAUCAAGGCAGUCCUGCUGGGCGCCUGUUUCCUCAUUGAUUUCAUGUUCUUUGAAAAGACUGGGGAAGUCGGGCAGCGGAGCUCCGUGAUCACAAGCUAGAAGUGCGCCGAAUCCA